Alosa sapidissima (American shad) is the source of this 2152-nucleotide messenger RNA. It is a transcript of the gene arhgef28b, whose product is annotated as rho guanine nucleotide exchange factor 28. The transcript is spliced from 14 exons. Bases 258 to 2075 code for a protein of 605 amino acids. The record is from RefSeq and is a predicted model, not a curated record. Gene Ontology annotation, molecular function: guanyl-nucleotide exchange factor activity. Lineage: Eukaryota; Metazoa; Chordata; Actinopteri; Clupeiformes; Clupeidae. Gene Ontology annotation, biological process: regulation of Rho protein signal transduction.
CCCCAGAAGGUGAGCAACCAUCUCAUGAUUCAACAACCAUCUCACAGAGAAAGCGCAGCAACAGUGAAGGCUGUGCUUCAGUGGUCAUUGCGUCGAACAAUCCUCCACCAUCCAGCAAGUCUCCUUCAGAGGAAACGUUGCAGGUGCCUGCAUUGUUCCUACAUGCUGCUGAGAAUUGGACCGAGGCUGUGGAGCCGGAAUUCUACAAGAAUCUGGACCGGAAGACCAUCAAGAGGCAGGAAAUCAUCUAUGAGUUGAUGUUAACAGAAAAUCAGCAUGUCCAGACUCUCACCGUCAUGGCUGAAAGUCUAAGGUGGGGCCUUCAAGAGGAAUGUCAGCUGGGAAGCGAUGUGAUUGGACAGAUUUUGCCUUGUGUGGACAAGCUCCUCCCCUUGCAUCAGAAUUUUCUCUGUGCUAUGGAAACACGACAGCGUGAAUCCACUGAUCCCAGCAACCCAAAAAACUUCCUAAUUCACCGCAUCGGAGACAUUCUCACAGAACAGUUCUCAGGGGAGCAUGGUGCAGAGAUUACUGCUCUAUAUGGAGAGUUCUGCAGCAAACACACACAUGCUGUUAACCUUUACAAACAGAUACUGCAAAACAACAGAAAACUACAGGCCUUCAUCAAGCAGCAGAGACGGAAUGGUGAGCUGAAAAGAAGAGAAAUUCCAGAACUCCUCCUACUGGUCACUCAGAGAAUCACCAAGUAUCCCAUUCUACUGGAGAGACUCCUGCAAUACACAGAUGAGGCCAGUGGAGACGCGUGUGUGUGUCGACAAGCGCUGCGGGCAUUGCGGUGUGUGCUGAGUGGCGUGGAGCAGAGUGUGUGUGAGCGGCAGAAGGAGCAGACCUUCACACACAUCAUGCAGCGGCUAGACAGCAGGAGUGUGACACGCCUGCGCAGUGGAGAGACCUUCAGCAAGCAGCAGCUCACACACACACACUCCACACACACACUCACACACAGUGGACCCCUCAUCUGCAGAACCAGCUCUGGAAGGCUUAGAGAAUGUCUGGGAGUUCUCCUUAGUGACAUCUUGAUCUUUCUCCAGGAGAAGGAACAGAAGCUCACCUUUGCAGCUCUGGAGCAGAAGGCUGCAGUGGUCUCCGUGCAGAGACUUAUAGUGAGAGAGGUAGCCAAUCAGGAGCGAGGCCUGUUCCUCAUCACAGAGUCAUCCACAGGGCCUGAGAUGUAUGAGAUCCACACACACACGCGUGAGGACCGCAACACCUGGCUUGCACACCUCACUAAAGCUGCUCAUAGUCUCCUAGGUAACAAGACCAAAGCUGUGUCAGAUGAUGAUGAUUUCAAGUCCCAAAAUAUACAAGGUCACCAAGAAUCCCUACUCUCUCUGGAUAUGCAGGUGUGUGUUGUCCUGGAGGAGAAACUUAGAGUGUUUGCUGACCUUAGUGGCCGGAGACAAACUGACCUGUUAGUGUGGCCCCGCCCACACAACAUACCACAAGCCUCAACCCUCCUGAUGGAGGCCACAAAAGAAGUGGAGAAGCUUGCUGUUAGCCUCAUGCUUUGGUUUCAAGUCUUUAUCUGGUUGCCGGGUAACAACAACCACUUCAGUCCUGAGGUUAUGGAGAAAGUGGAGCCAGCCUGUGCUCCCAGUCUAAGUCAGGCCCACCACAUCAUCUUUAAGGCUUCUGAAUGUAUUCACUCUCUUACCAGACUUCUACUCAGCCUUCAGGCAGCUGUAAUCAUACAGGACAGCAUCUUUGAGGUCCAGAAGCUUCUACUGCUUGAUCAAGCCACACUUGAUGACUUCUGCCCAACUGAUGAGAAAGAAGACAAGGGCUUUGUGGCACCAGAGGCGGAGCUUUCCCCUUGUGGGAGUGUCCCUUGUGUGGAGAUGGAAGAGGGUGCCCAUGAGAGGGUGGAGGAGGAGAGAGAGAGGGAGGGGUUAGAGAGAGUGGAGGAGGAGAGGGCGGAGUUACUGGAGCAGGAACUAGUGCUGCACAAACAGAUAGAGAGACUAAGAGAAGAGGAGCUAACCCUGGAGAAAGACAGAGAGAGACUAAGACAGGAGGAGAGAGAACUAGAGAGAGAGAAGCAGAUAUAUAUGUAAAGAUAUGUAUGGGUAUAUGCCAGAAUUAUUGUAUUAUGUAUUAUACUGAUAAUGCAUUUUGAAUUCGAGAAGGUGGG